This is a messenger RNA of Volvox carteri f. nagariensis, 4444 nucleotides long. RefSeq lists its product as uncharacterized. Bases 1 to 3180 code for a protein of 1059 amino acids. Gene Ontology annotation, biological process: cellular response to heat. NCBI's taxonomy places the organism in Eukaryota, Viridiplantae, Chlorophyta, Chlorophyceae, Chlamydomonadales, Volvocaceae. Gene Ontology annotation, molecular function: ATP hydrolysis activity; ATP binding. The record is from RefSeq and is a predicted model, not a curated record. The transcript is spliced from 18 exons. Gene Ontology annotation, cellular component: cytoplasm.
AUGGCUUUCGUUGGCGUCGCCGCUGCAGCGGUUGCGGGUGCCGUUGCAGCUGCUUUUACAAGCAAACGUACCCGUCAUUCAAAGCCCAUAUCCGCGGAUGUGGAGUUCCUGCUGACGCGCGCGGCGGCCCUGCAGCGAGCCGCACGAGGGUCAGAACCCCGGGGGGGCCCCGACGGCGGCGGCGGCGAUGGCAAGGAGGAGGUCAGCCUGGAGCAUCUCGUGGCGGCGCUGGAGGCCACACGUACGGCGCUGCAACCGUCAAAACUGCCAAACCCGUACGGCGGCCCGGGGGGAUCCCGGGGCCACCCAGGCGAUCCGGGCGGCGGCGGCGGCGGCGGCAGCGGUGCUGCUGCUGGCGGUGCUGCUGGUUCCGGAGCCUUGACGAAGAAGGAGCUGGAGGACACGAUGAAGACGCUGCUGCAGCCCCCCGGGGCGCUCAGUGGCCCUGACGCGGAUCUGUCCCCCCUGGAGCGAUUUACACAGGACUUGACCGAAGCAGCCCGGGCGGGGAAGCUGGACCCCGUCAUCGGCCGAGAUGAAGAGAUCCGCAGGGUGAUGCACAUCCUGUGUAGGAGAACGAAGAACAACCCGGUGCUGGUGGGGGAGACGGGCGUGGGCAAGACUGCGCUUGUGGAGGGGCUGGCGCAGAGGCUCGUGGCAGGGGACGUGCCGUACAGCCUCAUGGGCUGCCGUAUAGUGGAACUGGAUCUUGGUUCCCUGACCGCCGGCGCCAUGAUGCCUGGUGAGUUCGAGGACCGGCUGAAGGCGGUGCUCCAAGAGGUGGCGGCCUCCCGGGGCCGGGUGCUGCUGUUCAUUGACGACAUCCACAACCUUGUGCCGGCCAUGGGGCAACAGGGCGCGACCAUGCUGGACGGUGGUUCCCUGUUGAAGCCGUUUCUGUCCCGCGGCGAGCUGCGCUGCAUCGGGGCCUCCUCCACGGACAAGUUCAAGAAGACCAUUGAGAAGGACCCCGGGCUGGAGAGGAGGUUCCAGCAGGUGGCUAGGGGGCUGGGAGACCCUGUGUUGCCAGUGGGGGUGGUCUUUGUUGACCAGCCCAGUGUCGCGGUCACCAUCUCCAUCCUCCGCGGUCUGCGGCCCCACUACGAGCGGCACCACGGGGUGAGGGUGGGGGAGGAUGCGCUGGUGGCAGCGGCCCAGCUCUCGGCCAGGUACAUCGCGGGAAGGUUCCUGCCGGACAAGGCAAUCGACCUCAUGGACGAGGCCACGGCACAGAUUAAGAUGGAGAUGACUCUGCGGCCCAGUGCCCUGGACUCCCUGGAGCGCCGUCUCAAGCAGCUGGAUCUGGAACUGGCGCAGCUGACGGAGAAGGCGGCGGGGGGGGAGGACAAGACAGCGGCCACCUGCCUGGAGGAGAUCAAGGCCGAGCGUGCGAGUGUGGCGACCCAACGAGAUCAAGUGGCGGCGGUCUGGAAGGCGGAGCGCGAGGCGGGAGUUAAAGUGGAGGAGCUGCUGCUAAGGAAGCAGUACAUUGACAUGGAGGUGGCCAGGCUAGAGGCGGCCUUGGACAAUGGCGACGUCGAGGCCGACGGCGAAGAGGACGAUGAGGAGCGGGAGGACGAUGAAUACGACAUGGACGGCACGGCGGGCCCUAUGUCGAGCGGAAUGUACGGCGACGGGGAGCUCAACGGCCAUGGCGAGGGCCGUGCAGGCCGCGCCGGCCAUGCCAUGCUGGCGCGGCUCCGUACACAAGCUACGGAAGUUCAGGAGUCGUUGGCACGAGCGCGCGCGGCGGAAGCGGCUGGCGGCGGUGGCGGCGGCGGCGGCGGCGCAGCUGCGGGGCCUGGCAUUGGCGGCGGGCGGCUCGUACGACACACUGUUUCCGACGGCGACAUUGCCGCCGUCAUCAGUCGGUGGACUGGUAUACCCGUGACCAAGCUGGUGGCGAGUGAACGUGAGAGACUGCUCGGACUGCAGGACGAGCUGCACCGCCGUAUCAUCGGCCAGGAGGAGGCGGUGGAUGCGGUUGCGGAGGCGGUACAGCGCAGCAGGGCGGAUGUGGCGGACCUGAACGGGCCCAUCGCCUCGUUCAUGUUUCUGGGACCCACAGGCGUUGGGAAGACGGAGCUGGCCAAGGCUCUGGCCGCCUACCUCUUCAACACGGAAGAGGCCAUGGUGCGACUGGACAUGUCGGAGUACAUGGAAAAACACGCCGUGUCGAGGUUGAUUGGGGCACCCCCCGGUUAUGUUGGCUACGAAGAGGGCGGCAUGCUGACGGACAGUGUACGGCGCCGGCCGUACAGUGUCGUGCUGUUUGACGAGAUUGAGAAGGCCCACGUGGAUGUGUUCAACGUGCUGCUCCAGAUUUUGGACGAUGGCCGCAUCACGGACGCUCAGGGUCGUACGGUGUCGUUCAAGAAUACCGUCAUCAUCAUGACCUCCAACUUGGGGUCUGCGGAGAUCUUUGCCCGCGUGGCCCUUCGUGGGGACUCGAAGCCUCAGGAGCAGGGUGGCGCAGGCGAUGAUGGUGAUCGUGAUGGUGAUGGUGAUGCUGAUGGCGCUAAUGCAGCUGCGGACGGCAGCAGUGGUGGCGCUAGUCGCAUAGCUGAUCGGGCGGCGCUGAAGGAGAAGGUUAUGGAACAUGUGCGGAGCCAUUUCCGGCCCGAGUUCAUCAACCGUGUGGAUGAGUUCAUCACCUUCGACCCCCUACAGCCCGACCAGAUCAAGCAGAUCGUGGCGCUGCGGGCGCAGAAGCUCGUGUCGCGGUUGGCGGAGCGCCGCAUGAGGCUGCAGCUGACGGAUCCCGCCGUGGAGUAUCUGGCGUCCAGAGGGUACGACCCCGCGUACGGCGCUCGUCCAGUCAAGCGUGCUCUGCAGCGUGAGCUUCAGACGCUGCUGGCCCAGGCUCUCCUGCGCAACGAGUUCACGGAGGGCGACACGAUUACCGUAUCUGUACGGCCCGACGGCGCCGGCCUGGCGCUGUCGCGAAGUACGAAAGCCGACGGCGAUGUGGCGGCGAGGGAGCCGGGGGCUGGCGGGGACAGCGGCGCGGCGGCGGCGUCAGAGCAGCCGGCGGAGGGCGGCGAGGGGCAGGCGGUGAAGACCAGGAAGGCUGAAGAGGAGGAGGAGGAGGAGGAGGAAGAUCUGGAAACUGAGCCCAACGGUAAUUUGCCAACCGCCAACGGUGCUUCCAACGGUCAUCUCAACGGCACGGUCCACUGAACGUCUGUUGCACUUUUUAACUGCCGAGUCAGCUGUUUCCUGGGGGGGGGGUCUGGAGGAAGAGGGAAUCUGUGCAUGGUGGUGGAAGAGGGGGGAAAGGUUUUUGAGGAUGCUCAUGAGGUUUAGGCGCGCCAGAGAAGUGAGAUGGUGCUGGGCUGGGGAGUGACUUUGCAAGGAAAGGCUUUGCAAGGAAAGGCUUUGCAAGGAAAGGCUUUGCAAGGAAAGGCUUUGCAAGGAAAGGCUUUGCAAGGAAAGGCUUUGCAAGGCGUCAAUUCUCUGUCCCAACGCGAGAUAAAUAGAUGCGUGGAGUGGAAGGGGUUGCCCGAUAGGUAACCUCUGAAAAGCGACUGGAGAGCUUUGCGUGUGGCGAUCUGAGCGGCAGACCCGCCUUAGCCCGGGAUGAUGAUGAGGCGGACUUCCGUGAGUACGACCACCGUUACCGUUCAACUGCUUUUGGUCUUUUGGUUUGGCGAGUUUGGGUGAGAGGGGGGGAGUAAGAGGGGCAGGACUGCCGGGCCGUAAAAUUUUACUGCAGAUCCGGAAGGAUCGAACCCGACGGCUGUUGGCGGGAAUAUGCGCUGAAGAGGUGUCCGGAAAGAGAUGGGUCCCUCAAUAAUUGCUUCGGUGAAAUUGCUGGUGGUUCGUUUGGCUUUUUUAGAAUAAUAAGGUAUGUGAGGUGACGCACGGAUGGUUGGAGUGUGGGGUCUGCAUUCGCAUUUACGGGCACAUUCGCACAUUCUGUCGUCAUGUCCGUGUGUUGCCUGUACGUAUGUCAGUUUCAUGCGUCUGAUGUCGUCGACCUGUAUGUACGUCAUGUAUGUGUCGUUUGUGUCUCAUCCGUAGGUCGCAGGCAGGCAUCGCCAAGGAAGAGAGUGUCGGAUUUCCGGGAGCGCAGCAGAAGCGUGUUGUUUACCAUGAAGAUAAACAACGCUGUUUGCUGCGUUGCGUUGAUUGUGCUCAUAAAAGAAGAACCCGCGUGCCCUCGUGUAUCAAGGCCAAACUGUGUAAUGGUUUUAGCGGUGUGCUUGUUUUAGGGCUCUGUAUGUGUGUGUGUGUGAACCUGAGUGGCAAAAUGGCGGUUCCCAAAACAAGUUUGCACAAAUCAUGCGCGUGCUUGCGGUGGCCAACACACCAAAACGCUGUCCGUCGAGCAGCUUUUGGACACACGGCCCCUCCCCCCCCCACACACACACCUGUGCCUGUGGAUGGUAAAAUGUGGCUUGGUAAAACCUCAUCCCCUGUGGAAUCUUUCCUAGGCGGCGUU